AUGUCAUGUACUUCAUAUGAAGUUUUUGUUUUGAUAAUUUUGGCAUAUUUAGAUAAAGAAAAGCAAUUGAAUAAAGAAAAGCAAUUGGAUAAAGAAAAGCAAUUGGAUAAAGAAAAGCAAUUGGAUAAAGAAAAGCGGUUGUAUAAAGAAAAGCGAUUGGAUAAAGAAAAGCGAUUGGAUGAAGAAAAGCGGUUGGAUAAAGAAAAGCGAUUAGAUAAAGAAAAGCGGUUGGAUAAAGAAAAGCG
Messenger RNA from Racocetra fulgida, 245 nucleotides. The record is from the annotation of a GenBank genome assembly. Lineage: Eukaryota; Fungi; Glomeromycota; Glomeromycetes; Diversisporales; Gigasporaceae.